This is a messenger RNA of Strongyloides ratti, 339 nucleotides long. RefSeq lists its product as hypothetical. NCBI's taxonomy places the organism in Eukaryota, Metazoa, Nematoda, Chromadorea, Rhabditida, Strongyloididae. The transcript has a single exon. The record is from RefSeq and is a predicted model, not a curated record. The coding region runs from base 1 to 339 and encodes 112 amino acids.
AUGUAUUUUGUUAUUUGGUGUAUUUUUAGUUUUAUUUUUAUAAGAAUAUCAAAUUGUUGUUUUUACCAGGGUUUAGGAACGAGUUGUGAGUGUUCUCCAUCAUGUCUAGAAUCCUGUCAACAAUACUCUGAACAGACAUUUUAUUAUGCUCCACAGGCACAGGAUCAUAAAUGUAAUCCAACACCAAUGACACCUUUACCAAGACCAAUUCCAACUAAAUAUUAUAAAAAAGAACCUUUAUAUCCAAGUCCUCCAAAAUUAGAUAAUAAUCAAUAUCCUCAAUUAAUUCCUCCAUCCUAUAAAAUUUAUCCAGCACCUCCUCAAGCAAGAAUUUAUUAG